AUGAUGGCCGAGCUGAGCACAGUGUCUCUUCCCCCAACAAGCGGGGUGGAAUAUAACGAGACUGGAUGCCUACUGUGUGAUGCACCACCAGGGACCAUCGACAUCAUCACUUUGCUCAUCUGCCUGUUCGGGCUGGUGGGGAAUGGGAUCGUGCUCUGGUUCCUCAGCUUCCACAUUAAGAGGAACCCCUUCACCGUCUACAUCCUCAACCUGGCCGUCUCCGACACUUUCUUCCUGCUCUGCUCGACUGCUUAUCUCAUAGUUUGUGUGGUGGAAUAUUCAUUUUGUGUGAAUGAUGUUUUUAUUUACUUAUUGUUGCUAUUUCAAAUGCCUGCUCUGUUGACGUACAUCACCAGCCUGUACCUCCUGACGGCAAUCAGCACUGAGAGGUGUCUCUCAGUCCUCUACCCCAUCUGGCACCGAUGCCGCCGGCCAAGACACUUGUCUGCCAUUGUCUGCGCCCUGCUCUGGGCUCUCUCCAUGCUGUUCUCCUGUUCAGUGGGUGUUUUUUGUAUUGUUCUUUCAGGUGAAUUCUGUGUCAUAUCCUUCCUACCCAUGUGUUUUCUGAAUGUCCUGAUAUUCACUCCCAUCAUGGUUCUGUCCAGUUUGACCCUGUUCAUCAAGGUCCGACAUAGCUCACAGCGACAUCAGCCAGGGAAGCUUUAUGCUGUUAUCCUGCUCACCGUCCUCUUCUUCCUCCUCUUCACUGUCCCUCAGAGUGUCCAGAUCUUCCUCUUUUAUCAGAACAUAAUCGAUUCCAGUGAGAUAUUUCACAUGCUGACCUCUGCAAGCAGCAGCAUCAACCCAUUUAUUUACUUUCUAGUCGGGAGCUAUGGGAAGCGGCGAUUCUGUGGCUCCAUCAAGGUUGCACUCCAGAGGGUUUUUGAAGAGAAGACAGAUUCCAGAGAAGAUGGAGAGACCACCAGUGCAGAGGCAAUGGAGACGGUCACUUAA
Terrapene triunguis (Three-toed box turtle) is the source of this 954-nucleotide messenger RNA. Its product is annotated as mas-related G-protein coupled receptor member H-like. Gene Ontology annotation, molecular function: G protein-coupled receptor activity. Bases 1 to 954 code for a protein of 317 amino acids. Gene Ontology annotation, biological process: G protein-coupled receptor signaling pathway. Lineage: Eukaryota; Metazoa; Chordata; Testudines; Emydidae. The transcript has a single exon. The record is from RefSeq and is a predicted model, not a curated record. Gene Ontology annotation, cellular component: membrane.